Messenger RNA from Contarinia nasturtii (swede midge), 920 nucleotides. RefSeq names its product cold and drought-regulated protein CORA-like. The coding region runs from base 30 to 788 and encodes 252 amino acids. The record is from RefSeq and is a predicted model, not a curated record. Lineage: Eukaryota; Metazoa; Arthropoda; Insecta; Diptera; Cecidomyiidae. The transcript is spliced from 8 exons.
AUUUGUUCAACUCAACACAUCAUUCAAAAAUGAAGGUAUUCAUCUGUGUUCUUGCUAUUGUAAGCUGUGCAACAGCUGGCUUCCUUACCGGAGAGCAUGGCGGUGGACACGGUGGUGGACACGGCGGCGAUCACGGCGGUUACUCGUACUCAGCUCCUCAACCAGCUGCUCAAGUUGUUCAAAUUGUUGAAGAACAAGGUGGUCAUGGGGGACACGGCGGACACGGCGGACACGGUGGAUACAGUGGUGGUCAUGGAGGUGGACAUGGAGGUGGACAUUCAGCUCCAGCUCAAGAAAUCAAAAUCGUUCAAGUUGUUGAAGAAGAGGCUCAUCAUGGUGGCGGUGGAGGUCAUGGCGGUUAUGACGCUGGCCAUGGAGGUCAUCAAGAAGAACAAGUAGUUAUUCUUAAACAAGCAAGCGGCGGACAUGGUCAUGGCGGUGGUCACGGUGGUCACUCAGCACCAGCUAAAAUCGUUAAAGUGAUCGAAGAAGAAUCUCAUGGAGGACAUAUGGUUGAACCACAAGUUGUCAAAGUUAUUGUACAAAAACAAUCAGGACAUGGAGGUCAUGGCGGUUACUCAGCACCAGCUCCAGCUCCCGUUAAAAUUGUUAAAGUAAUCGAAGAACACGGUGGACACGGUGGACACGGUGGUCAUGGAGGUGGACAUUCAGCCCCACAAAUUAUCAAAGUCAUUAAGCAAUCAGGUGGUGGAGGUGGUUCAGGAGCCGGAUGGCAAUCAGGAGGUGGUUCAGACUCCGGAUGGCAAUCAGGAUCAGGUGGAUGGUAAUUAUCACCCGGACAGACUGAUUAAAUACAACUGAAAAAUGUACGAAAAGAUUUAAAAUCAAUGUUAAUUGUUUUUAUUGUUUUAAAUCAUUGUUGACCAAUUGUUUAUUAAAUUCAUAAUGUAUAUCAAUAA